UCUAAGCUGAACGAAAAGCAAGUAACAGUCGCCUCUGAAAGUCUGAAUUGUUGMACGUAGGACGUGGGUAAUACAUUACACACUAAACCAACCGUACCUAGAUUGAUUUUUUGUCGAUCCAUUAUGUGUGAGCUGUAGUCCAUUCAAAUCUUCUAAAACAUCACUAUGGGUACCAUUAGUGGUAUUACGUUGAUUAUUUUAUUUGCUGUUUUAAAAUUCCAUGGAUUACAUUCCGUUGACACAACAAUUUGGGGCCCAGGUCUCGAUCCAUCAAUUGUUUUGCCCGCUCGAUACUUUUACGUUCAGUAUGACCAGCAUAAAUUUAAUAUUGAAGAAUUUAAUGUGUUGAUAAGUGGUAAAACAAAAUAUGGUAAUACUUGUCGUAUUUGGACAAAUAUCUUGGAUAGAAAAGAUGCAUCAUUUAUAGUGCGGUACAAAUUGUAUGAAGUUUGCUAUGAAUUCAAGAUAUUGGUUGAAAAUAAAAAAUCAUUAAAAAUUUACUGGAAUUAUUUUAAUAAAGGGCCAAUUUAUCCAGAUGAAUGUGACUGCUCAAAAGUAUCUAUAGAUACUUGGCUAUCAAAUACUAAAUGUAGAACUGAUAUUGAACAAAUUAAUAAUGAUCUCAAUCAAUUUAAGAAUGUAAAUUUUAAGACGGUAUUUGGGAAAAUGGCUAAAUUUUAUAGUCAACACCCACACAGCACAAGUGUUUGUCAUUACGUUGUUAAGAAUAGUUUAAUAUUCCGAAAAUGCUAUGGAGAAUAUACAGGAUUUAAGAUGUUUAUGGAUAAAAUACUUUUAAUUUUAAUUUCAAAAGUGUUUUUACCUGAUCUGGAAUUUUUUGUAAAUUUGGGAGACUGGCCUUUAUCAUCACCUAAAGAACUAUUUCCUUUAUUUUCUUGGUGUGGAUCAAAUUAUUCCGUUGAUAUUGUGAUGCCUACCUAUGAUAUUACAGAAUCUGCUCUAGAAAAUAUGGGAAGGGUGACCUUAGAUAUGUUGUCAGUUCAAGGUAACAUUGAAAAAUCAUGGUCACAAAAAAUUGAAAAAGGCUUUUGGAUGGGUCGUGACUCCAGCAAACAUCGGUUAAAUCUAGUGGAACUUAGUAAAAUGAAUCCAGACAUGCUCAAUGCUUCGAUAACAAAUUUUUUCUUUUACAAAGAAUUGAAAGAAAAAUAUGGUCCAGGAAAAAAGCCCAUUUCUUUUUUUAAAUUCUUUGAUUACAAAUACCAAUUAAAUAUUGAUGGCACUGUAGCUGCUUAUCGGUUUCCAUAUCUAUUAGUAGGUGAUUCAUUGGUUUUCAAACAAGAAUCUGAGUACUAUGAGCACUUUUAUAAUGAACUGAUACCAUGGGUUCAUUAUGUCCCAAUAAAAAGACAUUUAGAUGAUUUGUUAGAUUUGAUAGAUAUUAUGAUGAGCGAUGAUAAAACAGCAAGAAAAAUAUCAUUAAAUGGUCAAAAAUAUGCAAGAGAACAUUUAGCACCUCAUAAUAUAUUGGGAUAUUAUUUACUAUUAUUUAAAAAUUAUAGCAAAUUUUUGACCUCAGUAGAAGUCCGCCCCAAUAUGGAUGCAGUAAUAAGUACUCCCAACAGUCCUAAUAAAAUAACUUGUGAAUGUGAACCUGAACCUGAACCAUUCAUGACAAAUAUUAAGAUGGAGCUUUAAAUUCAAGUCAUAAUUAAAAAUUAACUCUUUUACAGUAAUAAAUGAUUGUUGUAUUAUUAUUAUUAUUUUAUCUGUGUUAAAAACAACAUUUGGAAAUGGGUUAUAGUAGAACACUGAUCAUACAAACUAAUUAUUGUCAAAGGGUACUUAAAUAUCCAGAUAAUUGAUCAUAGAACAUAUUCAUCAAAAUACAUACCAAAUUAUAGAAGCUGCAGCAAAUAGCGGUAGAAAAUAAUCAGUAUUCAUAAAAAUAGUACGGAAUAAUUUUUAUUAUAUUUUAAACAUUAUAGUUAUAUACUACUAAAUAGACAGAUAUUUAAUCUAUGAUUGUGUGGAAUGACAAAAUACAACUAGGUACAAAAAACCUUUUUAUUUAUUUUUUACCCGUUAAUUGAUGUUAAGAUAGUUAGCGUUCUACUGUUUAUUUGUAGUUUAAUGUUUGAUGAUUGAUGCUGUAUGAAUGUUGCGUAUAGAUUUAUUAUAUAUCUCAAUUUAUUAAUAACCAGUCUCCUACUUUUUAUCAUAUUGAAUCUCAUUAACUAUUUAUUCUUGCCUACUUAUUGAAAAAGUUUAUAAUAGCAUGUAAGAAAUGAAAUAUAGGUAAUUUUUUUUAAAUUUUAUUAUGUAU
Diuraphis noxia (Russian wheat aphid) is the source of this 2287-nucleotide messenger RNA. RefSeq names its product protein O-glucosyltransferase 2-like. The record is from RefSeq and is a predicted model, not a curated record. NCBI's taxonomy places the organism in Eukaryota, Metazoa, Arthropoda, Insecta, Hemiptera, Aphididae. Gene Ontology annotation, cellular component: endomembrane system. Gene Ontology annotation, molecular function: glucosyltransferase activity.